AUGCCAUCCAAAAUGGCCCAAAACGGCCAGAGCGAGGAUCUGACCAUUUACUACAAUGACUCUAUAGACUCCGACAACGCCGCCGCCGCGCUCGCCCUGCUCAAGGAGGUCGCCCAGCGCCGCCCGGCUGAGCGCGUUAUCUGGAUCCUGGAGCCGCGCCAGGUGGCCUGGGGCCCCAGCAUGGGCAAGGAGGAGUCCGACAAAUGCAAGAAGCUCUUGAUCAAGUAUUUCCCAGACAAGUAUAAGACAGAUUACGACGCCUUCAAGGCCCUGCUGGGCUCACGUCUCAAGGAAAAGACGCUAUUGGAGCGACAGAAGGAGUUGGAAAGGGAGGGCCAAGAAAUCCCCAGCGAGGACCUGGACCUGUUGAGAAAAGCUACUAAACCUAUCAACUCACAUAAAGAGCAGUCCAAGAAACAUGCCAAACUCAUGGCGUGGGAUCUUGCUGCCUGCCUAACCCAUUGGUCCAAGGAAUACUAUACAUCCUCCAAAGCCCCAAAGGUUGAAGUUCUGGUGGAUUAUGAAAGUCUAGAGGAGAUUCAAAACCCAGUGAACCUACAUUUGCAUUACCAUGAAGAGUUGGUGAGCCGUACCAAUGAAGAAAUUGAAAGCUACAACAACGCCGUGCAGGAGGAGUAUGGGGAGCAGAAGAGUGAUCCAUUGAACCAGGACGAGAAAGCCUUACAAAAGGAUAAGAAGAGCAACGCCGUGGGAAAAUGGUACGAGGAGUGCAUCCACAAAGAACAACAAAAGACCAAGGAACAGCAAAAGACCAAGGGUCAAGAGACCUCAGUUGGCCAACUUGAUAUUGAGUCCCUGUGCCAGGCAAUCAGGGCGGCCAGGAACGUCAGGUUCAUGGGCGGGUCGUCUCUCCGAAUCUUGCGUCAAUUUAUCGAAAAGGAGGUGGCUCACAAGGUUGAAUGCUACCUACAGGCGGGAACCCAAGACUUUGCAGCCAACCUGUUCCCAAACCAAUUCAACAUCGGGCUAAACAUAGAGGCUGCAAGCUUUGUCCUAAGAGAAUACAAGCAAUUCUUAUCCUUUACGAUCGUCCCAUCAGCUACGGCACAAAGUCUCAAGUACUCCUUGGUCGGGCUACAGAGAUUAGGGCACGACUGUCUGGGCAAGAAAAUGCUUGGCUACAACGGCAAAGUAGAGCCCAAGGAUAUUGCAGCGGGGGAGCGUACAAUCGAAAAACACUUUGCUGAAAAGACAGCAAGCAUGCCUGAUCUGACCACCUUCCUCUGCGUUCUCAAAGAAAAGGAGCUCGGUGCAUUUAAGUCGUAUGUCGAGGUGGUUUACAGCAUCGAGAAGGAAGCGGAGCCCACAAACGACGAGUCCAAGAAGAAUGGCUCCCAAAAUGGUGAGGCCAAGAACGGCGAUUCCAACAAGACCAAGGCCGAAACCAGCGAACCCGAGAGAGACGAGAAUGGCAAGAUAAAGGAAGGCGUAUCUCUACGUCUGAAGGAUGCCGAGGAGGGCAUCCCCAUCUAUCGAUUGCCGCCAAUGAAAGAUUUCACCGCCGACGAGGUCGUGAAGCUGCUGGAUUUCUCAGGCGGAGGGGAUUGA
Messenger RNA from Clonostachys byssicola, 1569 nucleotides. The record is from the annotation of a GenBank genome assembly. NCBI's taxonomy places the organism in Eukaryota, Fungi, Ascomycota, Sordariomycetes, Hypocreales, Bionectriaceae.